AUGAUUGAUGUACGUAGACAUCACCUUCGCAGGCCAAAAGAUGAGCGCACAGGUGCCUCAGAAUUAUUCAUGUCCGAACAAAUUGCCAAGAGACUUGGCCUUCAUAUGGAGAAGGCAACGGGAUCCAUCAAAACCGUGAAUGCCGAAGAAGUUCCAAUUCUCAAGGGGGUGCGUAAAGAAGAACCCACCUUUGUGGCUUCAUUGGUGGAAAUUGAACCCACAAUGACCGAAGAAGUCCCAACUGAAGUGGGACAAGUAUUGGCGGAGUUUAGAGAUGUAAUGCCAACUGAGCUACCGAAGAAUUUACCAUCGAAGAGAGAGGUGGACCACAAGAUCGAGCUUGUCCCAAAUGCGGAGCCACUCGCCAAAACAUCAUAUCGAAUGGCUCCACCGGAGUUAGAGGAGCUUCGCAGACAAUUGAAAGAGCUCCUAGAUGCUGGAUACAUCCGACCAUCAAAGUCACCCUUUGGUGCACCGGUGUUAUUCUAA
This is a messenger RNA of Hibiscus syriacus, 489 nucleotides long. RefSeq lists its product as uncharacterized. Bases 1 to 489 code for a protein of 162 amino acids. The record is from RefSeq and is a predicted model, not a curated record. Lineage: Eukaryota; Viridiplantae; Streptophyta; Magnoliopsida; Malvales; Malvaceae. The transcript has a single exon.